Messenger RNA from Neoarius graeffei (lesser salmon catfish), 1502 nucleotides. RefSeq names its product macrophage mannose receptor 1-like. The record is from RefSeq and is a predicted model, not a curated record. NCBI's taxonomy places the organism in Eukaryota, Metazoa, Chordata, Actinopteri, Siluriformes, Ariidae. The transcript has 8 exons. Bases 194 to 1339 code for a protein of 381 amino acids.
AACAGGUGAACACAUUACCACAAACUCUCAACACACACCCUGUGUGGAGUACAGGACAUACAUCAGAUAUGGUUCAUCUUAUGUCAGUGACCCUGCUCUUCUCAGGUGCAUAAGGUGCAAAGGUGAACAGGUGAAUGCAUUACCACAAACUCGCAACACACACCCUGUGUGGAGUACAGGACAUACAUCAGAUAUGGUCCAUCUUAUAUCAGUGACCCUGCUCUUCUCAGUAGUGUGUGGUAUCAGGGCAGAUGCUCCUCACCGCUAUCACUUUGUGAAUGAGAAUAAAACCUGGAGUGAAGCUCAGACUUACUGCAGAGAGAAAUGCACUGAUUUGGCCUCCAUCAACAACAUUGAAGAGAUGAUGAAGCUGGAUCACACACUGAAGAAGGAAACUGCAAAGCAAGCUUGGAUCGGUCUACAGAAAAAGGGCACUGGGAAAUGGCAGUGGUCUCUGGCAGACCAAACUUUCUACAGAGACGGAGGCACUUACAGAAACUGGAGUAGUGGAGAACCAAACAACAAUGGGGGAAUUGAAUUCUGUGUUGUCAUGUACAGAUCUAGUGGCACGUGGAAUGAUGCCCCCUGUAACUGGUUAUUCCCUUUUGUGUGUUAUGAAGAAAGGAACACAAACACUGAUAGAUACAUAUUGAUUAAUGAGAAAAAGACCUGGAGUGAUGCUCAGAUCUACUGCCGAGAGAAUCACACCGACCUGGUCAGUGUGAGGAACCAAACUGAGAAUGAGGAGAUCAGGAGAAAGAUUCAAAGUUCAGGAAAUGAGCCUGCUUGGUUUGGUCUGUUUUAUGACUCCUGGAAGUGGUCAGAUCAGAGUAAUUCCUCAUUCAGAUACUGGAGCUCUAACAAACCCAGUGGAGGUUUGAACUGUGCUGCAGUGUCUGUGUCUGAGCCACACUAUUGGAGUAAUGUGAACUGCACAGAAAAACUCCCAUUCAUCUGUCAUGAGAACAGACUGAUCUUGAUCAAACAGAAUCUGACCUGGCGGGAAGCUCUGAAUUACUGCAGGAAUCAUCAUUAUGACCUGGUCUCAGUGCGCACUGAGGAGAUGCAGCUCUGGGUGAAGGAGGUGGUUCAAGAUGCCUCCACUGAACAGGUGUGGCUCGGCCUGUGUCACGACUGCGCCCAGCGGAUCUGGUUCUGGGUUUUUGGAACCAUGGUCUGCUAUCAGGACUGGGCCCCGGGGACCGGGACAUGGAAUGAAGACUGCAGCCAUGAGAAGAGAAGUGGAGCAGUUCAGUCUGGAGGACAGCAGCAGUGGAUCGACCUGCCUCAGAACUACAAACUCAACUUCAUCUGCUCUACCUAUGAUGAAAUGUUUUGAGUGAACAUGAAGACUGAAGACAAGCUGUGGUCCACCAUCUAUAUCAACAUCAGAUCUACAGUACUGUCUCAUUUUAUACUCUUAUAUACAUUAUUGAUAUAAAUGUAUCCUCUUUAUCCAGAUGUUUCACCAAUUUCUUUUUAAUAUGCUCAGUCAGUUCCAC